CUGAAUCUUUUAAGAACGCACUAGAGAAGCAUGUCUGCGGAUGAAAGUGAAGAAAGUUACGGCUAUUCGAGCGAUGACUCUGAUAAAGAGGUACUUGUGGCAUAUGAAAAAGGAUUAUUAAAGGCAGACAAGUUAAAUAUAGAACAGGAGAAAAGGGAGUUUAUCAAUAAAAUAGAUGGCCUUAAAUCGAAAACUGAAGAGUUUAAAAAGAAAGACCUUCCAUGGCCUGAGAGAUUAGAUUUAACAGUAGCUCCAGCUAUGGCUCCAUCGGCUAUUAAAGAUCAGAUCCUUGACAAUCCAGAGGACAUCAACGAUGAUUUCAAAAGAGAGAUGUAUUUUCAUAGGUUAGCACAGGCUGCUCUUGUCAAAGGUCUACCGCGUUUGAAAGCUUUCAAUAUACCAACUAAAAGACCAGAUGAUUAUUUAGCUGAAAUGGCAAAAUCAGAUGCUCACAUGACCAGAGUUAGAGAGAACCUCAUCACCAAGAAACUUUCUUUGGAAAGAUCAGAAAAAGCAAAGAAAUUGAGAGAGAUGAGAAAGUUUGGUAAACAAGUUCAACAGGAAGUCCUUGCUAAAAGGCAGAAAGAGAAAAAAGAAAUGAUGGAUGCUGUAAAAAAAUACAGAAAAGGCAAAAAAGAAUCUUUAGAAUUCUUAGAAGGUGAUGAAAAGAAAGGAAAGGAUAAGAAUAAAAAUAAAAAUAAAAAAACAAAUACUAAACGAGACAAGAAAAAUGCCAAGUUCGGAUUCGGUGGUCAAAAGAAACGUUCCAAGUAUAAUACUAAAAAUAGUGUGGACGCGGUUUAUUCUGAUUUCAAAACGAAAAAGAAUGCGAUGACUCCAGGCAAGGCCAAACAAGCUAAACGGCAAGGACAAAAAAGGCCUGGUAAACAACGCCGUCAAAAAGCUCGUGGUAAAAAAUAA
Messenger RNA from Dimorphilus gyrociliatus, 921 nucleotides. The record is from the annotation of a GenBank genome assembly. Lineage: Eukaryota; Metazoa; Annelida; Polychaeta; Dinophilidae.